Molecule: messenger RNA, 1425 nt
Organism: Suncus etruscus (white-toothed pygmy shrew)
Lineage: Eukaryota; Metazoa; Chordata; Mammalia; Eulipotyphla; Soricidae
Gene: CD99L2
Product: CD99 molecule like 2
Exons: 9
Coding region: 84-698 (204 amino acids)
Source: RefSeq, a predicted model, not a curated record
CCCCGCCCGCUCCCGGUCCCGGGCGCCCCUUUCAGUGCUCUUGAGCUCACUGUGGCCUCUCGGCCCCAAGCCCCAUAGCCACCAUGCCGGCCUGGCGCUUGGCGUUGCUCCUCUGCCUGGCUUUCUCCUCAGCCGGGCUGGUGCACAGAGCAUCUGCUGAUUUUGGUGAUGACUUCAAGCUGAAGAAUGAAUUGAAAGGCUCUUCCUCACUGAGGCAGAGACGAGACCUUUUUGGCACCACAACUCGGAGGCCAGUCGCCACCAGAGCCCCAUCAAAGCCUGACGCUUCAGAUUUCAGUUUGUAUGAUGCGUUGGAUGAUGUUGAUGAUAAACCGAAGAAGCCAGACCUGGGGACAGGAGGAGGAGGAUUUUCAGACCAGGAUCUCAAGGACAUUCUAGAUGAUAACUACAAGCCUGACAAAGGCGACGGCCGAUCCAGCAGUGAUGACAGCCCCGAAUCUGGAAUGCCAGCUGAGACAGGCACCAUCGCGGGGGUGGCCAGUGCCCUAGCUAUGGCCCUGGUGGGUGCCAUCUCCAGCUACAUCUCCUACCAGCAGAAGAAGUUUUGCUUCAGCAUCCAGCAGGGUGUCAAUGCGAACUACGCGAAGGGGGAGAACCUGCAAGCCGUUGUGUGUGAGGAGCCCCAAGUGACAUUCAGCGAGGUGCAGAGUGCACCACCUCCUGAGCCCCGGAUCUGAAUUCCUCCCCAUGGUCCCCCAGCUACCAUCCUGCUCCUGUGACAUCUCCGACUUCUCCUGUCCCAAGUGUCUGCAAUUGGCCUGUGUAGCCCGUGCCAGACUGGGGCACUGACUCUGCAGCCCCUCUACCACUUGCACCUGGCCCUUAGCAAGCACGAAUGUGAAUCCAGGCUACUGUGUCACCCCCCACUCGGGUCCCCUUAAGUGGCCCCAGCAGUGACUACAAAGACAGAAUGUGGGGCAGGGAGUUUGCUUGGAGUUGAUGCAAGGAGCCCAGCAUAUGGCCUCAGCUCAGCACAUGGGGCCAGGGAAGGUGACUUCUCUUCCUUCCCUUCAGCCCCAGGUGGCACACUGGUCACUAGUGGCAUGAUCUAUGUCAUCACCAAAACUUGGGGGGCACAGGAAGCUGUCUCGUAGGCCUAGGUGACGUGGUUGGGUUUGAGCACUUUUGCAGCCGAUGAAUGUUUCUGCUCAGUUGAUCAAACACACCUGGCUUGGUCUGCUUGCCUGUCCUGAAGACUCCGCUCCCCUGCCCAGCUGGAACACAGCAGCAUCCUGGAACGUGGCCUUCAGACACAGGCCCUGCUCACUAUGGCAGCAGAAUCUGAGUCCCAUACAGACAGGUGGAGUCUGAGCCAAUAAGGCUCCGAAGCCCCAUUGCAGCUCUCCCACCCAAACACGACUUUGGACAAGUCGCAUGUCCCAUUAAAGGAAUGACGUGUGUUCA